Rangifer tarandus platyrhynchus (Svalbard reindeer) is the source of this 936-nucleotide messenger RNA. The record is from the annotation of a GenBank genome assembly. NCBI's taxonomy places the organism in Eukaryota, Metazoa, Chordata, Mammalia, Artiodactyla, Cervidae.
AUGUGCAUCUCCGAAGGCGUUGGUCGCCUGUAUCCCAGCCUGCCGGCGUUCAUUUUCAAUCACGCAAUGAUACAUAGUAAGUUGGAAGUUCAGCCGAGGUCGCCCUUCUGCCCAAGACUGCGCAGUGAGGAGGGAUAUGGAAAGCGGCGUCUCUACGACGGGUCUGAUGUCGCUGAGUCUAACGUGAGUGUGCUCGUGCAGCGCGCUAGGAGCCAGUGUACGGCAGAGCCAAACUUCUUUGUUGAUGUGUACGUAGUGUCGUCCACGCGGCGAUCGGAGCGGGCCUCACGCGCACGGCAACGGCGGUGGGGAAUGCAGCUUUUACAGACGCCGUACAGGGUAGUGAAUGUGCAGGACGCCGUCAGAAGUGCCGUUCCGCUUAACAAGCACAGUUGGCUGUUUCUCGUGUCCACCGCCUCCCAAUGUAUCUACGUCGGGGCAAUCCCUCCACGGCCACUUAAGAUCAACGCUGUAACUGGUGGCUUGACGCGGUUCGCACCAGAGAUCUCUGCUGUUAUAACCAACACGGACAGCAGCUCUUCCGUUGCAGAGCGUGGCGGCACCUGUAACGGGCCAUACGCACCGAUGUCCGCAAAUGAGCCGAAUCACAUGGAAUACCCGCGCAUUCUGUGGACGCAAAAGGAAACGGCCUGUCAGCAGCUGAUGGCGCGUUCCCUUGAUGUCGAUAUGGCUCCCGAGACACGGAGCCGCCUUCAAGCUCACGUUGUCGUCACACUUAGGAUGAAGGAAAGCAAGUACUACCUCUGCGUGUGCGUCCUGGUAUGGACGCUGGCAAUCGACAAUAUGGUGCGCGCGGGCGACGCGACGGCAGAAGAAGCAGCAGAAAGGGAGGUGGAGGCCGUCGCGGAGCUUCCAGUCGCUGACGUGUCGGCCACCGAAGAUGAAUUUGUAGCCGAUGCCCCGGAUGGGAUGUAA